Rana temporaria (common frog) is the source of this 3492-nucleotide messenger RNA. RefSeq names its product lin-54 DREAM MuvB core complex component (gene LIN54). The transcript has 14 exons. Bases 96 to 2387 code for a protein of 763 amino acids. NCBI's taxonomy places the organism in Eukaryota, Metazoa, Chordata, Amphibia, Anura, Ranidae. The record is from RefSeq and is a predicted model, not a curated record. Gene Ontology annotation, cellular component: nucleus. Gene Ontology annotation, biological process: regulation of DNA-templated transcription.
AAGGGGAAGGAGGCGGAGCUUGUCGUCCCGUGAUCUGAGCAGAGCCCGGGAAGUCUUCAGUCAGCUCGCAGCUGCUCCACAGCAGAAAGUGAGACAUGGAUGAUGACAUUGAAGCCAUUACAAUUUCCUCUCCCAUUGCAGAAGAGGUGCCUAUGGAAACAGAACUGGAGGAAAUAGUAGAAGUAAAUAGCAGUGGAGAAUGUGUUAGUACGUCUUUUCCUAAGGAAACUGUUCCAACCACUAGUAAUCAUGCCAGCCAUCUGGCCGUAGUAAGCGUUGCUUCAAAACCCAGCCCAGGACCUUCAGCUACAGCUAUGAAAACUGUUCUACAAAGUGGCAUACAUAAACUGGGGACACAAUUGUCUGGACAAGUGCUUCUUAAUAAGGCUUCUGACAUCACCUCUGGUAAUAGAUUUGUGAAGCAGGAAAAGCUGAUCGUAACAACUAUAGGGAAGUCAAGCCAUCCCAUUGUACUGAUUCCUCAAAAUCAGAUGUCGGGUACCCAGAAAGUCACUCCUCUCCAGCAUGUAGAUGGCAAGGGGGCACCACAGCAGAUCAAGUUGGUUACUAUUGGAAGCCGUUCUGAUAUGAAGCCUGUACUGGGCAUGUCCUCAUUAACGUCUGCUCAACUCAUUACUUCCACUUCCAAGUCUUCUGUUCUCCAGACACAACAAGUACAGAAUGUACAGAUUGCUAAGAAAGUUCCUGUUUCGUCUUCUGGUGCUGUUAUUACCAAACUGAUCAUUGCAAAACCGUUGAACAGCAAGCCUGGGCAGACUACCCAAGUAUCAUCUGUGUUUGCAGGCAAGGUGCUUUCUCAUGUUAAUUCUGCAACUCAGUCCAAGCAAAUUACUAUCACUGAAAGUGGAGCAGUCACUGGGACAUCCCUAGAGUCCAAUAAAAUUGCCAUAUCCCCUCUAAAGUCUCCUACUACCAAGGUCACAGUGGUAUCCGUUGCAUCCCAGCCCUCCAGCUCUCCUCAGAAGACACUUGGUGUGCCCAUAAGUAUGGCCCUUGGUCAGCAGAUUCUGAGUGUUCAGACAUCCACCUCUUCUCCUGCAAAGGCUAUUACUAAUUGUACAACCGCUCAGACUGUAAAACCAACAGUUCAGACAAUAACAGUUGGUGGUGUUAAUGCAACACCGCAGUUCAAAACAAUUAUACCGCUUUCAGCAGCUCCAAAUGUACAGCAGAUUCAAGUCCCUGGAAGCAAAUUUCAUUAUGUAAGGCUUGUUACUACAUCAACAGCAAGCAGCGCUAUGUCUGGUCAGAACCCAAGCACCAGCACUCAGCCUCUCCAGCAAGCUAAACCAAUGGUGGUAAAUGCUACGCAAGUGCGGAUGUCUGUUCCUAUAGUUUCAGCACAGACUGUCAAACAAGUGGCCCCAAAACCAAUAAAUGCACCUUCACAGAUGGUGACCACCAGUCAACCACAGCAGCGACUUCUCAUGCCUGCUACACCAUUGGCACAAAUUCAGCCCAACCUCACUAAUCUUCCUCCAGGUACUGUUCUGACACCUGCUCCAGGAACUGGAAAUGUUGGCUAUGCCGUCCUACCCGCUCAAUAUGUGACUCAGUUGCAGCAGUCUUCAUAUGUUUCUAUAGCAAGCAAUGCAGGAUUAUCUGCUACUCAGAGUUCACAGAAUCAGCCCCGUGGGCCACUAAAUGGCAUAAUUUCUUCAGAAUCAACAAGUCGCCCAAGAAAGCCAUGUAAUUGUACGAAGUCAUUGUGCCUGAAACUCUAUUGCGACUGCUUUGCGAAUGGAGAGUUUUGCAACAACUGCAACUGUACAAAUUGCUACAAUAACUUAGAACAUGAAAAUGAAAGACAAAAAGCAAUCAAGGCUUGUCUAGAUAGAAAUCCUGAAGCUUUCAAACCAAAAAUUGGUAAAGGAAAAGAAGGAGAGUCUGAUAGAAGACACAGCAAAGGAUGCAACUGUAAACGUUCUGGAUGUUUAAAAAACUACUGUGAAUGUUACGAGGCUAAAAUCAUGUGUUCCUCAAUAUGUAAGUGCAUAGGUUGCAAAAAUUUUGAAGAGAGCCCAGAACGUAAGACAUUAAUGCAUCUGGCAGAUGCAGCGGAAGUGAGAGUGCAGCAGCAAACUGCAGCCAAAACUAAGCUCUCCUCACAGAUCUCAGAUUUGCUCACAAGGCCAGCACCAUCACUGACAAGUGGUGGGGGAAAGCUGCCGUUUACAUUUGUCACGCGAGAAGUUGCUGAAGCCACGUGUGAAUGCCUUCUUGCCCAGGCUGAGCAGGGAGAGAAGCUCUCCAAAUCCCAAGCUGCCACAGAGAGGAUGAUUCUAGAAGAGUUUGGACGUUGCCUCAUGAGGGUCAUCAAUUCUGCAGGAAAAGCAAAAAACGACCCUUGUACGAUGACUUGUUAAGUGUGGCUGACUGUGAGACUAGCAUGAGUGAUCAAAAAUUAUGACUGCAUGGGAGAGAGGUCUAUAAGAUAAUGUACAAAGAAUACACUGCCACACAAUUCUGAAGUCUUCACUUACCAUCCAUAUAUGUGCCAGAAUUCUUGUGUGUUUUGUAUGUGGCAAUUUUCAAUGUGUUUCGCAACAAAAGUGAGAUUUUAUGGUAAACCAUUUGUUUUAAAUCUUGCACCCAUUUCCCACCCCUAAAUUAUUGACGACACCCAGUGGUGAAUCCUUUUUAGUGUAAUUGACAAACUCGUGUACCAAUUCUAGUUUGAACAAGUGAUUUUUUUUUUGUUUUUUUGUUUUUGUUUUUUAUUGGAAUGUGUGUACCUGGAAGCAGGUUUUGGUCUGAUGAGAUAGAAAUGUGAAGUGGAUUGCUGUGAUCUUUGUAAUCAAUGGAUAAUCUCUGUAAUACACAUCAGGUCGUAGAAUACAUUAUGAAGGUAGGUGGAAAGCGUCAGAAAUUAUGUCUGAUUAGGUAGAGAAUAGCAUGGAUGUAGAUGGCUGUACCAGGUGCUGUUUGCAUUUGAAGUGUACCAAGGUGGCACUGUACAGAGAAGUGGAUAUAACUGUCUCAUCCCAAUCUAGUGUUCUCUAAAUCUGGUGCCAGGCGCAAUAGAAUACUAUCCUGCAGAAUAUAUGGUUUUUGAAAUGUAUGCAUUGUGCCUUCUGCACUCUUAAUAUUACAUAAUGCUUGUUAUAUUUUCAUAUUUAUAUUUGGAUUAUGUAAACUAUAAUACAUUAUGGGAGCAUGAUUUAGGCUGGUGUUUUUUAGUUAGUUUUAUAGUCUUACAUGACUUAAAGUUGUAGUCCCCAAUUAUUUUCCUGUAUCAUUUGAGUAGAAAUCCAUCUAAACCCAUUUGCAUUAACCCAAGAAUACUUUUUCAUUUCCAUGAUAACAUAUCUUAGACAGUGUUUAAGGCUGAUUUGACAUAUUAUCACUAUUUUUGGUACCCCAAGUAUAAGCUUUAGAAAGCAGCUAGGUAAAGGCAUAUUGUUGUUGAUUUACUUAAAGUGGAGAGUGCAAAAUCUGGUGCUGCUUUGCAUUGUAGCCAAUGAGCUUCUA